Phyllopteryx taeniolatus (common seadragon) is the source of this 1234-nucleotide messenger RNA. Its product is annotated as heavy metal-binding protein HIP-like. Lineage: Eukaryota; Metazoa; Chordata; Actinopteri; Syngnathiformes; Syngnathidae. The transcript has 8 exons. The record is from RefSeq and is a predicted model, not a curated record. Gene Ontology annotation, molecular function: protein binding. The coding region runs from base 24 to 1172 and encodes 382 amino acids.
CGUCUCUUCUUUGGUCUGCUGCCAUGUUUGUACGCGUCGCAGUUGUGUUGGUGAUAACGGUGGUGGUCGUGCAUUGCGGCCCUGCUCAGCUGCUGGACCGCCAGGCCGAGCUGGACGGCAUCCGUGCGGCUGUGGAGGACCUGAAGACCGAUAGACGAGCCAUGAUGCAGCGUCUGGAAAGGGCCGAGAGGGAACUGAACGCAGUCCAAGAAACUCCAAAGGUUGCCUUUGCUGCCUCCCUGGGCGGAAACGGCAUCCAGAAGACGACGUCCGGAAACCGAGAUCUGAUCUACAGGGAUGUCCUGACCAACGUCGGCGGGGCUUAUAACGCAGAGACGGGCACGUUCACUGCGCCCAUUCGUGGCGUCUACUAUGUCCGAUUCACUGCCAAUGCGCCCACUGACUUCACCAUGAGUGCUGUGAUGUACAAGAACGACGUCGAGAUCCAGCUCAUCGCUCACGAGCAGCCAUCCGGCCAGGGCAGCGACACGGCAUCCAACGGCGCUGCCCUGCUGCUGGAGAAGGGUGACAAGCUGAAGAUGAUGCUGUGGCACAACACACAGAUCUGGGACAACAGCAACCACCACAGCACCUUCAGCGGAUUUCUAAUUUUCCCACUGAUUGAUGAAGCUCCGAUGGCGUUUGACAUCGAGUCAGAGAUGAAAAGUCUUCAGGCUUCAAUGACACAGCUCCAAACAGAGAACACAGAACUCAAAGAACGAUUGGAGAGCACCGAGAUGGAGAUGAAGAAGAUGAGAGAUGUACCAAAGGUGGCGUUUGCGGCAUCUCUAGGCGGCAACGGCCUCCAGAAGACCACGUCUGGAAUGAAGAAGCUCCUCUUCAAGGACGUCCUCACCAACGUCGGUGAGGCGUACGACCCGGAGACAGGAUAUUUCACGGCACCCGUACGCGGCGUUUACUACGUCCGAUUCACCGCCAACGCGCCUACCAACUUCCCCAUGAGCGCCGUGUUGUAUAAGAACGACUUAAAUGUGGAGCUCAUCGCCCACGAGCAGCCAUCAGGCGAGGGCAGCGACACGGCAUCCAACGGCGCCACACUGCUGCUGGAGAAGGGCGACAAUCUCUCCCUGUAUUUGUGGCACGACACUCAGAUCUGGGACAACAGCAACCACCACAGCACCUUCAGCGGAUUCCUGCUCUUUCCCCAGUGAUUGCCGUGCCAGGCCUCCUUCACACACUCACUAAAAAUUCAAUAAAAAUCCAUAAAAGUUGA